AUGGCAGCCAAGGCGAUCAGACCUAGGAGCGGACUUCAACCCGGAGUGGUACAGCGGCACGAGCGUCGGCACGCCGGAUCCAAGGACCACGUGGCCUCCCACGAAGCCGUCAAGCGCAUACCGCGCCCCGAGCAGCGCCCACAGAGCGGCCCAGCAGCGCCCAGCCGCGCCCUCAGCAGCGCUCCCACCAGGAGCACGCACAGCGCGGCCACCGCGCCCUCAGCAGCGUCACCCGCGCCGCCAGCCGCGUUAUCAGCAGCGCAGACCCAGCAGCGUCCCGCGCCGUGCAUUUCCACCCACGUGGCCAUCAGGUGCCCACAGAGCACCACCAGCAGCGCCAACAACAGCGCCGGACACGUCACUAGCCACACAACGAACCAGGAGCACGCAACGAGCGGCCCCGCGCCCUCAGCAGCAUUCAGCGCCCAUCGGGCGGCGUCAUUUGCACCACCAGCAGCACCCACCGAGUGCCUACCGAGUGCCCACCGAACGCCACCAGCAGCGCCCACAGCAGCGCCCACAGCAGCGCCCAUCAGCAGCCCCCAGCCGCGCCCUCAGCAGCGCCAACCGCGCCGGAUACGUGGGCACCCGCCACGCUACGAGCGCCACCAGGAGCGCCCAACGAUCAGCACCGCCGCUCACCAGCCGCACUCACCAAGCGCCAACGGGAGCGCCAGCCGCAACCACAUCGGUCAGCCAGUGCCGCACGUCAGCAGCACCUGCCGUGCGCCCAGCGCCCAGUCACGCCACUAG
Messenger RNA from Drosophila subpulchrella, 753 nucleotides. Its product is annotated as predicted GPI-anchored protein 58. The coding region runs from base 1 to 753 and encodes 250 amino acids. Lineage: Eukaryota; Metazoa; Arthropoda; Insecta; Diptera; Drosophilidae. The transcript has 2 exons. The record is from RefSeq and is a predicted model, not a curated record.